Messenger RNA from Oncorhynchus masou masou (cherry salmon), 2283 nucleotides. Its product is annotated as partitioning defective 3 homolog B-like. Gene Ontology annotation, cellular component: cell cortex; apical junction complex; adherens junction. The record is from RefSeq and is a predicted model, not a curated record. The coding region runs from base 1 to 2283 and encodes 760 amino acids. Gene Ontology annotation, biological process: establishment of centrosome localization; cell adhesion; intracellular protein localization. NCBI's taxonomy places the organism in Eukaryota, Metazoa, Chordata, Actinopteri, Salmoniformes, Salmonidae. Gene Ontology annotation, molecular function: phosphatidylinositol binding; protein binding. The transcript is spliced from 12 exons.
AUGAGCAGCCUGACCAAGACAGUGGAGAUCUCAGGAGAACACGGUCCGCUGGGGAUCCACGUUGUUCCUUAUGUCUCCUCUCUCAGCGGACGGGCUCUGGGCCUUCACAUUCGUGGUGUGGAGGAGAACAGUCGUUCUAAGCGAGAGGGGAUCUUCCAGGACGAUGAGUGCAUUGUUAAAAUCAAUGAUACAGAGUUAAUGGACAAAUCCUUUACCCAGGCACAGGAAGUGUUCCGUUAUGCUAUGCGGUCCCCCAUGGUGCGUCUGGAAGUAGUUCCUGUCUCCAACAGGGAGAGGUACGAGAAGAGCCUGAUCGGUCAGCUCUUCAACCAAUCAGGCAGUCCCAAAGCCACACCCAAGACUUCCUCUAAGGAGCCUCCUUCAAUCAAACCUGCCUUUAAGCCCUCUGACUCUCCUACUGCCCGAAUGGCUGAGGACAGCAGCAGCCUAGAGGGCCGACCAAUGGGAUCCCCCCAUCUCGCCCACCCUGUCCCCGUCAGCCUAUCCCCUGUCCCCAAGGAGAAGAGUGACAGCCCACUCCUGAAGAGGAGUCCCACCUUCUCUACCCUGGUGGGCUUCACCAGCAAGAAGGGAGGGAAGAGGCUGAAGAUUGAUUUAAAGAAAGGUCCCGAGGGUCUGGGCUUCACAGUGGUGACCAGGGACUCGUCUGUCCACGGUCCUGGUCCUAUUCUGGUCAAGAACAUCCUGCCGCGCGGGGCCGCCGUCAAAGAUGGACGCCUGCAGUCAGGUGAUCGGAUCCUGGAGGUGAAUGGUGUGGACAUCAGCAGGCGCAGCCAGGAGGAGUUGGUAUCCAUGUUGAGGAGCACCAGACAGGGAGACAGUGUUGCUCUGCUUGUGGCCAGACAGGAAGAUGUUUUCCUGCCCAGAGAACUGAAGGAGGAGGAGGCACGUGCUGUCCUGCUGUCUGAGGAAGGGAAGGAGCAGCUGAUGUUUGAGGUUCCUCUGAAUGACACAGGGUCCGCUGGUCUCGGCAUCAGCCUGAAGGGCAACAAAUCCAGGGAGACAGGAGAAGACCUGGGCAUCUUCAUCAAGUCCAUCAUCCAUGGUGGAGCUGCGUACAAGGACGGUCAUCUGCGUGUCAAUGACCAGCUGAUAGCGGUCAACGGAGAGUCUCUACUGGGGAAGUCGAACCAUGAAGCCAUGGAGACCCUGAGGAGAUCCAUGUCUAUGGAGGGGAACUUGAGGGGCACGAUACAGCUGGUGGUGCUACGAGCCCUGGUCCAAUCAGAGGAUCCAUUUGUCCCUUCGAACCAGUGUUUUGAUGCCUCUGUCAGCUGCCCAGCCAGAUCAGCUAACACCUCAGCCCAGCUGCCUGUGGUCAACAACGUCAUCUAUGAGAGAUCUAAUGUCUUUAAUGGAAGUUCCACCCAGGAGGAUCCCUGGACCAGCCCCAGGGGAUAUCUCCCCGUCAGGCCCAUCCCUGGACCAGCCCCAGGGGAUAGCUCCACCAGGCCCAUCCCUGGACCAGCCCCAGGGGAUAGCUCCACCAGGCCCAUCCCUGGACCAGCCCCAGGGGAUCGCUCCACUAGGCCCAUCCCUGGACCAGCCCCAGGGGAUAGCUCCACCAGGCCCAUCCCUGGACCAGCCCCAGGGGAUCGCUCCACCAGGCCCAUCCCUGGACCAGCCCCAGGGGAUCGCUCCACCAGGCCCAUCCCUGGACCAGCCCCAGGGGAUCGCUCCACCAGGCCCAUCCCUGGACCAGCCCCAGGGGAUCGCUCCACCAGGCCCAUCCCUGGACCAGCCCCAGGGGAUCGCUCCACUAGGCCCAUCCCUGGACCACAGCUGGCCCAGUUUCAGUACCACCACACCAAGACCUCCAAGAGCAUGGACCUGGAGCCGUCCCUGGCCGUGGACCUUGGUCCUACCUUGGGUUUGAAGAAGUCCAGUUCUCUGGAGAGUCUGCAGACGGCCAUGUCAGAGGUCAGGAAGAAUGAGCCCCUCCCCUUUCACAGGCCACGCCCCCACAUGGUCAGGGGGAGGGGCUGCAACGAGAGCUUCAGAGCGGCCAUUGACAAAUCUUACGACGGACCAGCUGAUGAAGAUGAUGAUGACCUGUCCGACCAGAGUUCGGGACGAGACACCCCUGCCAGCGGCUCCUCUCGCCAGGGCGUGGGGGAAGAGGAGAGGCAAGACAAGAAGAAGAAGGCCAAAGGAAAGAAGAAAGAGAAGCUGUCCAACAGUAAAGGACAGAAGAUACCUGAGGACGGGGACGAGUCAGACAAGAAGGCCAAGAAGAAGAAAGGUUUUGCUUUACUGAGGUGA